AUGACGAAGAAACUUACGAUGGACAAGCAGCUAGUCGGAGAAGAAAUUACUCAGGCUAGUCGAGGGGGAGGAGAUGAGGAAAGACCAAACGACAUCGUUUCUACAAGACCAAACGACAUCGUUUCUACCAAAGCGCAGCGUUUCUUACUUUCCCUGAGUAAUUUCUUUUCCGACUACUUGUCCAUCGUUGGUUUUGUAGUCAUUGUCUUUGGAUUACGACAGCUGUUUCCGGCUUCAGCAGCAGAAAUGGCAGCACGUGCAACUAAUAAGAUGACGUCGCCGUCGUCGUGGAUGAUUCUAGACUGGACUCAGCUCCCUGAAGAGCUGCUUCAAGUUAUCUCCGAGAAUCUGGACAACUGUUUCGAUGUAGUUCAUGCUCGCUCUGUUUGCAGUUCGAAUUGA
Molecule: messenger RNA, 402 nt
Organism: Microthlaspi erraticum
Lineage: Eukaryota; Viridiplantae; Streptophyta; Magnoliopsida; Brassicales; Brassicaceae
Source: the annotation of a GenBank genome assembly